AUGGGAAAGACAAGUAAAGAUAAACGAGAUUUAUACUACCGAAGAGCCAAAGAAGAAGGAUGGAGGGCUCGUUCAGCAUUCAAACUUCUUCAAUUAAAUGAAGAAUUCAAUUUAUUCGAAGAUAUAAAACGAGUAGUCGACUUAUGUGCCGCCCCUGGGUCUUGGUCCCAGGUGCUUGCCCGUGAACUUAAAGAUCGAGAUGCAACCAUCGUAGCGGUAGACUUACAACCAAUGACUCCUAUUGAUGGAGUUACUACUAUUCAAGCUGAUAUAACUCAUCCUAAAACAUUACAAAAGAUUCUUGAUAUAUUUGGAGGUGAACCAGCCGAUUUUGUAUGUAGUGAUGGUGCACCUGAUGUUACUGGAUUACAUGAUCUAGAUGAAUAUAUUCAAGCACAAUUGAUUCUAUCGGCAUUACAAUUAACUACAUGUUUAUUAAAACCAGGCGGAGCAUUUGUAGCAAAGAUCUUUAGAGGGAGAGAUAUUGAUUUAUUAUAUAGUCAAUUGAGUUAUUUAUUUGAAAAAGUUAUAUGUGCUAAGCCAAGAUCUUCAAGAGGGACAUCUUUGGAAGCAUUUAUAGUAUGUUUAGGAUAUACACCUCGUCCAGGUUGGAAUCCAAAAUUAGAUGCAACCACAUCAACUGAAGAAUUUUUUGAAGAUGCAAAUAUAGGGAAAGUUGGAAAUUUGGAACAUUUUGAUUUACCUGAUCCUGAAGAAAGAAAGAUUGCCAAGUUUGUGGCAUGUGGUGAUAUAAAUGAUGUUGAUUCUGAUGCUACAUAUACACUUGAAGUGAAUAGAAUAGCUUUGGAACCUGUACAAAUGCCAACGGCACCACCAUAUAAGAAAGCAUUAGAAAUGAAGAGAAGAGGAGACUUAGUAAGAAGAUAA
Messenger RNA from Hemisphaericaspora subhashii, 888 nucleotides. Its product is annotated as tRNA methyltransferase. The transcript has a single exon. Gene Ontology annotation, biological process: cytoplasmic translation; tRNA methylation. The coding region runs from base 1 to 888 and encodes 295 amino acids. Gene Ontology annotation, cellular component: cytoplasm. Gene Ontology annotation, molecular function: tRNA methyltransferase activity. The record is from RefSeq and is a predicted model, not a curated record. Lineage: Eukaryota; Fungi; Ascomycota; Pichiomycetes; Serinales; Debaryomycetaceae.